AUGUUCAAAGUGUUUGGACCACAUACCGAUACUGCCCGAGCCCCGUUAAAUAGGACUACGGACGACCUCUUGGUCGUGAACGUUUUGCACUGUGGCCCAGCGUCAAAAAUCAUUCUUUACGAAAAUAGUCAGAGAUACUUCUUGGAUGCUAGGCCGCCCCCGAAAGAAAAAGACGACACAGGUCUACUUGAAGUUUCAAGAAAUUCCAUCAUUCGGCCUGGAAUCACCGCCACAACACAAGAGUUGCCUAAUGGUGGUUUGGUGAUAUUGGAUGGGCGGUUCUUCAGCACGAUUAUACAAGGAGUCGUCAUCGAGGUAGCGUUUGCCGAUGAGAAGGAACUCAAGGAAUGGAAUCGGAUGUUGUACCCAGACUCUACUCUACUAAAAAACAUGGUGCAGAGCAUGGAUACAGAGAAGAUCAAAAUGAACAUCAAAUUUGGGCCAGUGGAAACACCAAAAUAA
Metarhizium acridum CQMa 102 is the source of this 462-nucleotide messenger RNA. RefSeq lists its product as uncharacterized. Lineage: Eukaryota; Fungi; Ascomycota; Sordariomycetes; Hypocreales; Clavicipitaceae. The record is from RefSeq and is a predicted model, not a curated record.